Priapulus caudatus is the source of this 742-nucleotide messenger RNA. Its product is annotated as bcl-2-related ovarian killer protein-like. The record is from RefSeq and is a predicted model, not a curated record. The transcript has 2 exons. The annotation marks the transcript as partial. Gene Ontology annotation, cellular component: mitochondrial outer membrane. Gene Ontology annotation, molecular function: protein heterodimerization activity; protein homodimerization activity. Lineage: Eukaryota; Metazoa; Priapulida; Priapulimorpha; Priapulimorphida; Priapulidae. Gene Ontology annotation, biological process: intrinsic apoptotic signaling pathway in response to DNA damage; regulation of apoptotic process; extrinsic apoptotic signaling pathway in absence of ligand.
CGACAGCUGACGUUCAGCCUGCCGUCGUGGGCGCCGACGCAAGAGGCAGAGCCGACGCCAGCGCACAAGGACGUCCUCGGCGACUCGCUCGGCCUCUGCUGCGACUACAUCAAGCAACGAAUCAAACGCUCGAACGUGCCGACGGCGAGGAAGGCGGCCCAGGCGGCGCUCGACUACAGCGGUCCGCCGGACGUCGGCCCGCUGGUGACGGCCUGCGCGCGCGACAUCGAGACGGGACAUCCCGACGCGUACGUGAACGUCUGCUCGCGUCUAGGCGUCAAGCUGAACACGGUCGCCGCGCUGCAGGACGUGUACGCUCACCUCGCCGGGUGUCUGCUGCUCGGGAACGAACUGACGUGGGGCAAGGUGAUGGCGCUGUUCGCACUUACGGGCGCGCUGGCGAUGGACUGCGUGCGGCAGCAGCGAGAGACCUACAUCGGCUCGCUCAUGGAGGCGUUCACCGAGUACGUAUCGACGUACGUGUGUCCGUGGAUCAUCGCCCAGGGAGGCUGGGCUUCCUUCGCACGUCAAUUUGAGCAGGAAAAUCCGGAAGAUGACUUGCAGGCGAUUAGGGUGGGAAGUCUAGUCGGCGCCAUCAUCAUCUGCGGAAUCAUCGUCAUCAUCAUAAUUAUCGCCAUACUCUGAGUGGCCACUUUUCACUAUUUAUGUUUCUCUGAAACACUAUUAGGAAAUUCUUCCCACAUAGGAAGCUGUGGCGUGUGAAAUUUGUUAAAAGCAAACA